AUGUCAUCUCCUUCGCAGAAUAGAGGAAUGGUACCGCCGCCUGGCACAUGGUCAUCUUCAUCUUCGACAUCGAACAGUAUCAGACACCUGGAUGGUGGAUCGGGGACAACUAGGAGGUCAAUAGAUACUCAGCAUAAUCCUCCCGAAGCAUCUUCAUCUUCUAGACGGACGUCGAUGACCUCGAUCCACAAUUCACCUACUUCCAUCUCAUCUUCUUCAAAGCAUCAUAUCGUUGGAAAUAGACAUAACAACAACGAACAUGAAAACGGUAAUGGAGACAGAAGAUUACCUAGGAUAACAACAUCAAAUACGGAUAAUGAAGAUGAAGUAGGCCAAGGACAUGGUCAAGGACCAAGAUCAGCACCUAUAACUGGUUCUUCAGGACCUUUAAGACCUUUUACAAAUGGUGUUAAUACCAAUAAUUUGAAUGGACCGUUAAGAUCAAGCUCAUCGCCUGAUCCAUGGACAACUACCCAUUCGUAUUCACAGAGAAGUUCACCAUCAAAUUCACCAAUAGACCAUCGUCCGAAUUUCGCUGGUUCAGGUUCAUCACCUAACAAUCGUGUCGGAUCACCUCAACCUCCAAAUUUAGGUCCGCCUUUUCCACAUGGAUCGAAUCAUAGGAGUCUCAACGCCAACCCGAGUAAUAGACCGGAACCAUCACGUAUAGCUUCAGAGAGAGAUAGGUCAAGAGAUCGUGAUAGAGAAAGGACAAUUACACCUCAACAAUCAUCGCAUUCCUUAUCUACCGAUAGUCAUAGUCAUUAUACUGGACCCUCGUCAUCCUCUGCAGCCGACCAAUCCCAGGCUCAACCUUCGUUGGUGUGGCCUCAACCGAGGACGAGGAGGGAAGGUGGUGGGAAUACUUUUUGUGGUCAGUGCGGUCAGACGGUGCACGGUCAAUUUGUGAGAGCAAUGGGCAAAGUGUAUCAUCUGAAUUGUUUCAGAUGUAAGGACUGUAAUAAAGUUGUAGCACAGAAGUUCUUCCCUGUAGAGGAUGGAGAUGGGAUGUACCCAUUAUGUGAAAGGGAUUAUUUCGCUAGGUUGGAUCUGAUCUGUGCCAAAUGUGAUCAAGCACUUAGAGCGAGUUAUAUAACUGCUUGUGGCAACAAAUAUCAUGUGGAGCAUUUCACUUGUUCAGAGUGUGAUGUGCUGUUCGGACCGAAUGAUUCGUAUUAUGAGCAUGGAGGGAAAGUUUACUGUCAUUAUCACUAUUCAACACAAUUCGCUGUAAAGUGUGUAGGUUGUGAGACAGCCAUACUGAAGCAGUUCGUCGAGAUGAAUAGGAAUGGUAGGGAUGAAUGUUGGCAUCCUGAAUGUUAUAUGAUUUCGAAGUUCUGGAACGUGCGGCUCGCAUCCAAAACAUUCAAUACACCCGCCUCAUCCGCUACCAUCCAGCCUCCAACGCCAAGUCCAAAUAGCGAAGCGGGAAUGACACCCGGUGAACUGAAAGAUAGACAGGAAGCGAUGGAGAUGAAAGUGCAGCAGAUAUGGCAUGUCUUAUCUGGAUAUGAAGAAUCUUCGGCUGCCCUAAUAGGAGACAUGUUAAGAGCAGUGAAUGAAAGGCGAUUAUUGGAUAUCAUUCUAUUGGCGGAACGGUUCAUACUGCAUGUGGAAACGCUCUUUGCAGUAAUUGAUGAUCUGGAAGCUCAAUUCGCGCAGUCGGGUGCAAAAGGCAUGGCGCACGCUCGAGAGGCGAAACAGCUUUGUCGGAAGCUUGUCAACCUAUUCUCAACGAUGUCACAGAUAUCGCCAUCAGGAGGGCAAGCACCAAACAACUCCGAACUGUUCACCUUGAUCACUCAACUUGCUCAUUAUCUCAAGAUCUUGAUACGGAUAGCUCUAACGGGAUCGAUAAAAUUGGAAAGGGAUCAUUUCAAUACUACCGCCAUGACCAACUGUUUAGCUAGGCUAAAUCUUCUCGCAAUGGAUAAUGGUGAUCCGACGGUUAAGAAGAGAGGAGAUUUUCCGGAUCACACACCUACACCUAGACCUUCAAUCAAAGCGGAUGAAACGCAAGGUGGAACGGCUGCUUCAGCGGGUGAUGAAGAGCAGCUCAAGCGGAGUAUAGAAGCUUUGACUAGACAUCCUAAUGGGUAUAUAAGUAGUACCAAGGAUAUCGCCUAUGGGUAUCGGAGUCUGGCGCCUGAAGUCACUGGUGAAACUACAUUACGUGGACCUCAAUCUGAAGAUUUCAUACCGCCUGAAGGGUGUGCCAACUGCAAGACAGCGAUUGAGGAGGAUUGUGUACGUUCGGGGAUGUUUAAUAGAUGGCAUUCAGCUUGUGUCAUCUGUUUGGUAUGCGGUGAAACUUCUUUACAACCUCUACCUAAAGAUGAUACCACGACAGAUGAUGGAUCAUCACAUUCACAUACCGACGUAAUACCCACCAAUACCAACAAUAACCAUAAACCCACUUCUCAACAGAAACGAUUACCUGCCCGAGCGGAUUUCUUCUAUUUCGAGGCUAUAACCAGAAUCGAGGAAGUGCCCUCAUCGAUAUAUUGUGGAUCCCACAAGACCAAUAGCUGCGUACAAGGAUUCAACGCCGUUUCGAGAUUAGAGCAAUAUGCUUUCUUAUUGCAUAUUGCGUUGAGAAGGUUAUACGUGCAUUUCAGGAUACAUCAUGAUUUACCAAGUGUGCGAGACCACGGUAUAUCAGAUCGUUCAGAACACGAAGUGAAACGAAUGAAGUCCGUCACACUAGAUAGGAAAUUAUCAUCUACCGCUAGAUUACCUCAACGGUCGAUGGUCGUAGAGUCACCAGCUGGAAGAAUGGCGGAUGCAAAUGGUCAAGUGGUGUCAGCUCGAGCCGAGACUUCUCAACAACAAUCCCUUACCGCUUCUACGUCUAAUCUGACAAUCACCGGGUCCAAUUCCAACAUUGGUGGACCGGAGAUAGUUGCGAUAACAAGUGAAGGAGAACCAAUCGAUCCUGAUGAUCCGCCCUCGUCAGCUACUGUCGAUGUCCUCCGACCUCCAUUCGCAAGGAACAACACUUCAGUCAUGAUCAUCAAUGAAAAUAAUGACUUGGAUCCUACUGGCUCCAAUCUAGAGGCUGAUAAUUUGACUAUGCCAAACAUCGGACCUGAAGAUGAUGCGAUUACAUUAGGUGAUAUACCGAUGUUGGCGAAUGUCACUUCCAGAGCUUCAUCCAAUAAUAUCAAUAACGAAAGGCAUCUACCGCUUUUAUCGACUCUGAACCCACUUCAAUCCGUCAUAUUGAAACAUUUCGCUUUGCUACAGUUGAGUAAAUCCGGCUUGGGCCAUCUGAUAGAUCUGGAUGAUAUACUGGAAUUGUUGGAGGUGAGGAAGAAUCAGUGGUGGAAUAAGAUUUUCAAAGGUACAGCAAAAGAGAAACAGAAGAAGAAAGGUAUUUUCGGUGUACCAAUUGAGAUUCUCGUGGAACGGACUGGAUCAGAUUCGUCCCUUGGUGCUUCGAAUGCUCAGUUGAGAGUGCCUGAAUUUAUCGAAGAUAUAGUAUCCACCAUGAGACAAAUGGAUAUGGCCGUCGAAGGUAUAUUCCGUAAAAACGGUAACAUCCGAAAACUUCAGCAACUUUGUGAUGCUCUGGACAAAGAUUCGACUCAGGUCAAUUUAUCCGACGAAAAUGCCAUUCAAUUAGCUGCGUUGUUGAAGAGGUUCUUGAGGGAGAUGCCAGAUCCUCUCCUGACUUUCAGAUUGCACAAGUUGUUCUGUGCUGCUGCUUCGCUUCAAAACCCCGAUGAUCGUAAACGAGUUCUUCACCUACUUGUCUGUCUACUCCCACGGUACAACAGAGAUACGAUGGAAGUCCUGUUCGUCUUCUUACGAUGGGUGGCUUCCUUCUCUUACAAAGACGAGGAGACGGGUUCUCGAAUGGAUCUAGGGAACUUGGCAACCGUCAUCUGUCCUUCAAUUUUAUAUGCCAAAGGAGCUAAUGCGGCUAAAGAUGAGAGUUUCAUUGGAAUCCAGGCUGUUCAACAACUAUUGGAAAAUCAAGAUGAAUUUUAUCAUGUUCCUGCAGAAUUGGUAUUCGUCAUUCAAGAGAAUAUAUAUUCGAUAUUCGCGAAAGAAUUGGAUUUACCGCCCAAAGAGAUUCAUCGACAUUGUUCGAAAUACAUGCAAGCUAGAGGACAAGCUUUAUCUUCGGGUCUUCAACCUCCUCAACCUCAAUAUACAUCUAUAUCAAGUAAUCCUAAAUAUAGUCCUGUCGGUGGCAACACUCUACUACCUAGUUCGAAUUCCCAAAACACGAUACAACAAAGUCAACAAGGGCAACAGCAGCAUCAGGGGCUUAGAGAGAGACCAUCUGAUCCUAGAUUAUCUACUCGAGGGGAAAUGAUACCUUCCAAUUCUGAUCCUUCUCAGAUGAACAGUACGUACCGACCUGGAAGUAGACCGACAUCAUGGAUCCAAAACACAAGGGGAAAUUCACAAUCGUCUUUGUCAUCUCCAUCGAACCAACAACCUAACCCUACCGGAGGGAACUGGGAAAGAGAUAGGAGACCCCCUCAAGCUCCUUUCCAACAGAAUGGAUCUAGACAAUCUUCCUCCCGUGGCAGUGCGCCGUCCAGUCCCGGUCCUGGAGAAGAGGGUAGGAGAAGUAUAAACAUGGAUAGAGAGAGGAGUUGGACACCUACCAAUGGGUUGGAGUAUCAACAGCAACAACAGGGACAACAUCCUUUUGCUCAACAGCAACGAUAG
Messenger RNA from Kwoniella mangroviensis CBS 8507, 4686 nucleotides. RefSeq lists its product as uncharacterized. Gene Ontology annotation, biological process: signal transduction; regulation of small GTPase mediated signal transduction. Gene Ontology annotation, cellular component: cytoplasm. The transcript has 12 exons. The record is from RefSeq and is a predicted model, not a curated record. The coding region runs from base 1 to 4686 and encodes 1561 amino acids. Gene Ontology annotation, molecular function: GTPase activator activity. Lineage: Eukaryota; Fungi; Basidiomycota; Tremellomycetes; Tremellales; Cryptococcaceae.